UCAUCUUUUUGUUUCAUGAAGAUGACCAGUGAAGCCACAUCUCUGCAUCCCCUGAAAGAAGCAAUGAAAAGGGUAGAGGAAAAACUUCAGACCUUGGAGACACAGUUUGAAGAAUUGGACUCUGCCAUGGAAAAUCUUACUCAAAAGUUUGAUUUUCACAGAAAGAGUCUGGAGAGCCAAGCAAUCCAAGAUGAGAUGUGGACAGCAGUUCUGGAGAUUAAGUUCAGUUCUUUGGAAUUAAAUAUAUUCUACAGCUACGUCAUUGAAACACUUCACUACCUACACUCUCAGGUGCUUGAGAAACUUCCAGACCUGGAAAAAGGGCUUCCUACUUUGGCCACUGUUCUUAAGAGAAAAAAUAAUAACAAGCAGAUUAGAGUUGUAUGGGAGGCAGUCUUAGAGGCAUCGGGACUUCAGGAAGAAGAUGUCAAAGUCUUCUGUACCUUCUUUAUUGCACAUAGCAGCAAAGCAGAAUACUACUCUGCUAAUUUGAGGCAGAUGGGCAUCAGUGAUGCAACCCCCAUAAUAACCAACACAGUGAAAAACCAGGCUUUGCAGAAUAGUUUGCUACAUGCAGUUCAUGUAAUAGAGAAGAAGAAAACUACAAAAGCAUAAAAAAGAACAAAAAGAAAUCUUGAAAAUGGUGGCAUUCCUCAUCCAAAACUAACUCCUGUAAAUAUUUAUGUUCACAUAUGAAAUUCUCUAAACAUCUAUGUCUGUUCACAGUAGGAGGCAAAAGGGCCUCUGACUUCAUUCAAUCAUCAUUCAGUAUUUACUGAGUGUCUUCAAUGUCAAUAGCAUCAUACUAGAUGCUGUGUGAGAUAUAAAGAAGUAUUUAGAGGGGCAGCUAGCUAGGUGGCGCAGUGGAUGGAGCACAGGCCCUGGAUUCAGGAGGACCUGAGUUCAAAU
Dromiciops gliroides (monito del monte) is the source of this 909-nucleotide messenger RNA. It is a transcript of the gene SMCO1, whose product is annotated as single-pass membrane protein with coiled-coil domains 1. The record is from RefSeq and is a predicted model, not a curated record. The transcript has 3 exons. Bases 16 to 615 code for a protein of 199 amino acids. NCBI's taxonomy places the organism in Eukaryota, Metazoa, Chordata, Mammalia, Microbiotheria, Microbiotheriidae.